CUGGACCAAGUGAAUCUUACCGCUAUGAUCAUACCCCAGCCUGCGUCUUGUGCCAGCACUGCGGCAUCUUGGUGACAACUACGAUCACCUAUGAAUCUGGGUUACUCACUUGGAGUGUGUCUGCCAUGAUGUGUUUGACCGGGUGUUGGUUUGGUUGUUGUCUGAUCCCGUUCUGUAUGAGACACACAAAAGAUGUCGUACACACAUGUCCGGUCUGCCAUACUGUCCUGGGAGUAUACCGGAAUUGUUAA
Messenger RNA from Candidula unifasciata, 251 nucleotides. NCBI's taxonomy places the organism in Eukaryota, Metazoa, Mollusca, Gastropoda, Stylommatophora, Geomitridae. The record is from the annotation of a GenBank genome assembly.